Homo sapiens (human) is the source of this 801-nucleotide messenger RNA. It is a transcript of the gene LTC4S, whose product is annotated as leukotriene C4 synthase. The record is from RefSeq and is marked reviewed. Gene Ontology annotation, biological process: cellular oxidant detoxification; leukotriene metabolic process; carboxylic acid biosynthetic process. Gene Ontology annotation, molecular function: leukotriene-C4 synthase activity; enzyme activator activity; lipid binding. The transcript is spliced from 5 exons. Gene Ontology annotation, cellular component: nuclear membrane; endoplasmic reticulum membrane; membrane. NCBI's taxonomy places the organism in Eukaryota, Metazoa, Chordata, Mammalia, Primates, Hominidae. The coding region runs from base 96 to 548 and encodes 150 amino acids.
CUUCCUCUCCUGGGCCGUCCUCUGAGCAGCAGACGGGGCUAAGCGUUCCCCAGCUCGCCUUCACACACAGCCCGUGCCACCACACCGACGGUACCAUGAAGGACGAGGUAGCUCUACUGGCUGCUGUCACCCUCCUGGGAGUCCUGCUGCAAGCCUACUUCUCCCUGCAGGUGAUCUCGGCGCGCAGGGCCUUCCGCGUGUCGCCGCCGCUCACCACCGGCCCACCCGAGUUCGAGCGCGUCUACCGAGCCCAGGUGAACUGCAGCGAGUACUUCCCGCUGUUCCUCGCCACGCUCUGGGUCGCCGGCAUCUUCUUUCAUGAAGGGGCGGCGGCCCUGUGCGGCCUGGUCUACCUGUUCGCGCGCCUCCGCUACUUCCAGGGCUACGCGCGCUCCGCGCAGCUCAGGCUGGCACCGCUGUACGCGAGCGCGCGCGCCCUCUGGCUGCUGGUGGCGCUGGCUGCGCUCGGCCUGCUCGCCCACUUCCUCCCGGCCGCGCUGCGCGCCGCGCUCCUCGGACGGCUCCGGACGCUGCUGCCGUGGGCCUGAGACCAAGGCCCCCGGGCCGACGGAGCCGGGAAAGAAGAGCCGGAGCCUCCAGCUGCCCCGGGGAGGGGCGCUCGCUUCCGCAUCCUAGUCUCUAUCAUUAAAGUUCUAGUGACCGAGACCCGGGCUGCGUUCUCUGGGUCCGCGGGGGUGGCGCACCGCGGGCUACGGAGCCUGGAGGGGCCCAGCCCGAGUCCGGGCAGCCCGGGGCGGGCUUCCUAGUGGCGGCGUGAGAGUGGCUGCGAAGGAACGAGCC